Messenger RNA from Mytilus trossulus (common blue mussel), 2109 nucleotides. RefSeq lists its product as uncharacterized. Gene Ontology annotation, cellular component: membrane. Gene Ontology annotation, molecular function: G protein-coupled receptor activity. Gene Ontology annotation, biological process: G protein-coupled receptor signaling pathway. The record is from RefSeq and is a predicted model, not a curated record. The transcript has 6 exons. NCBI's taxonomy places the organism in Eukaryota, Metazoa, Mollusca, Bivalvia, Mytilida, Mytilidae. The coding region runs from base 1 to 2091 and encodes 696 amino acids.
AUGAAGGCUUAUGGUAUAAAUGGAAAUCUGUUAAAAUGGUUUAGAAGCUACUUAAGUGAUAGAAAACAAAGGGUGGUUAUCAAGCAAUCUUCUUCAAAACUUUGCAGUAUUUCAGCUGGAGUUCCUCAAGGGUCGGUCCUUGGACCAUUACUUUUUAUAAUAUAUAUAAAUGAUAUUGCAGAAAGACUUAUUUCACUGUGCAGACUCUUCGCAGAUGACACAUCGUUCAGCUGUGCGGAUCGUGAUGCUUUUCAGAUAGAAACUGUGAUAAACCAUGAUCUAGAACAGCUGAACGAAUGGUCCAAAAAAUGGUUAAUGUCUUUUAAUCCAGAUAAAACAGAAAUUAUGUUAUUUUCUAAUGUUGAAACCCCAGAAAUGAACUUUAUAUUCAAUGGUAAAAAUAUACCUAUUACAAAUAUGCAUAAACAUUUAGGGGUUACAUUUAGCAACGAUGCUAAAUGGAAUGCCCACGUUGAUAAUAUUAUCGUAAGCACGUCUAAACAUAUAAAUAUGCUAAGGAAGUUGAAACAUAAACUGAGCAGGAAAAAUUUAGAAAAACUCUAUUUAGUUUUUAUAAGACCUUUAUUUGAGUAUGCAAGUGAGGUUUGGGAUAAUAUUGGGGUAGGUUAUGUCAAUAAACUGGAGCAAUUACAGCUCCAAGCUGCUAGGAUAGUUACGGGCUUACCUAUAUUCACAAGCUCAAGGGUUAUUUAUGAAGAACUUGGAUGGGAAACAUUAGCUGAAAGAAGAGAAAGAAGAAAAAUCCAAAUGCUUGACGACAUUUUAUCUGUUUAUACCUUGCAUAUAUUGAAGCAGUUUCUGAUCACACCUUACGAUUUUAGUUUUGAAAGUGUGAUCAAGUUUAAAAUUAUUUAUGACGGUUCACCUAACUAUCAGUCUGUUUUGUUAACAGGUGGGUGGAUCCUUGGAGAUUUUAUGUGCCAAACCUUUGGUUUCCUGAAUCUUAUUUUAACCUCUGGUAAUAUAUGGGUCAUGGCGAUAGUAUCCAUUGAAAGAUACCACAGAUUCCUUGCUGUACUUGACCACCCAUCAACAUUUUCUCCAAGAAACGUUAAUAUAAUAGUAUGUGGCAUUUACAUUCUUGUCGUACUGUUGUCCUCCGGACCACUCUAUGGACUCGGAGAAUAUUCCUAUUUCAGAGGCCAUAUCAAUCUUACAGUGACAAUUAACAUGUAUUCUAACAAUCAAACAACUGUUGCGUCAAAUCCUGACAUGACGUCAUACUAUCUUGCAACAUUCCAAAAAGUUGUGAUGCAAGGAAAAGAACAUGAUCCAAAAACAUUAAUAUCAAAUCACUUUCUCACUGACAUAGGAGUAUCUGCCCGUGUAAUAGUAUCAUCAGUCAUCAGUAUUAUUGUUAGGUCAUAUAACAUUGAGAGCAUUCAAGCAUUUUGGACAAAAUAUAAUGAUGGAUCGGUGAAGCAAUUGCUGCGUUCAUUGUUAUGGAAACCAAACUUAGGUCAUACCAUCGGUGCCUCACAUAUGGAAAUUACCACGCAUGCGGACGAAAAUCAAUACUAUCUUUAUACUAAUGUGUAUCUUGAAUCUCAAGAAAUAGGAAUGUGUAGUGUUGAUUUUACUUCAUAUAACAGUCAUGCCAUCAUAUGGUCGGGAUACCAAUUAGUGAUUUCAACAUUUAUUCCAUACGUCAUAAUUUUUGUAUGUUACGUGACAGUUUAUGCGAAAAAUCCACGUUCUGCAAUGGUUCUUGAUAAAAACGUCAACGAAGAUGAUAUUUUUGUUCUGAACUGGUUUAGUUCAGCAUCUAUACUGUGUCUUGUAGUAACGUUCAUUUACUAUUUAGUAAUUCUUAUUAACGCAAAUGGAAUUUUUGUUUCAUCAAAUGCUUUAUUUGCGAUAAGUUUUAUAUUUUAUGGGAAUGGAUUAUUUUGUUUAAUAAGUCUAUUCAUAACGAACAGAUGUCAGUGUCACCGAAUACAGACAAAAUGUAGACUUUUUUGUUAUUGUUCUGACGAGGGAUCUGCAUAUGAAUUAUCAGAUUUAUCCCUCAGAAACGAAACUAUAGAAAUACUGUCACAGAGUUCUGCGAGGCAUCCAAGCUAUGUUUAGAUUACCAUAUAAUUACAC